This is a messenger RNA of Schizosaccharomyces octosporus yFS286, 2433 nucleotides long. Its product is annotated as RNA-binding protein Seb1. Gene Ontology annotation, molecular function: RNA binding. NCBI's taxonomy places the organism in Eukaryota, Fungi, Ascomycota, Schizosaccharomycetes, Schizosaccharomycetales, Schizosaccharomycetaceae. The transcript has 4 exons. Bases 353 to 2242 code for a protein of 629 amino acids. The record is from RefSeq and is a predicted model, not a curated record. Gene Ontology annotation, cellular component: nucleus.
UCAGAAUCAAGAGUAUUCGAGAAAAGAAAAAUAGAAAAGAAUAAAUUUCAUUUUUUAUAUACAGUUUAGUUUAUAGUUAUUGUUACUAAAUUUCCAAAUCUAUGCACAUCCUCAAGUACAUCACCCUUCCCCAAGGUACUGGUUGCCUCACUAUAUGCCAAGAAAAUGGCGUAUAAGAGGGCACAGUUGGGAACAAACACCUUGUCCUUAGCAUAACACCACAACUGGAAUUAAGAAUCUCAAAAGUUUGCUAAUAACUUUGUAUUUCUACAGAUAAAUAUAGCCAAGUAAAACAUUCUUUUGUCUUUUUUUAAAAAAUAUCCGUUUGGAGUUUUUACAAAGUAGAGAAAGAAUGUCAGGAAAUUCAGAGUUUGAAGGGACGUUAGAAUCCCUCGAACAUUCUAAAACAGGCAUAUCUGGUUCGAAAAUUUUAAAAUUAACGAAUUUGGCAAUGGAAAAUAUUGGCGAAAAUGCUCAGUUCAUCACUAGUGUGUAUAAGUAUGCGAAACGCGCUCCUAAUACCCAUAAGUUAGGCGCCCUGUAUAUUCUAGAUUCCAUCGUACGUAGCUUUCAGGAUGGCGCUAAAAAGAAUAAUGAAUCAUUUGAAUCUCCAGUGGAUGCUUCUUUUAGUGGUGGUUGGUGCAAAGCUGCCGAAGUUACUGAAAGCUUGGUUGCUGAUGCAACGCAUCAUGCCCCUUCUGCUCAUUUGCCAAAAAUCUUAAAACUCUGUGACAUCUGGGACAAAGCUUCCACUUUGCCCCAAGACAAAUUAGAAUCUCUUCGUUCCAAAAUCAAAGAAGCCAUUGGCUCUUCUGAGCAGGUUAAUUCUCCUAAUCGUGACACUUCUGCUUCAUCAACGCAGCCUAGUGUCGAGAAUCCUUCCAAUGUAACUGCUUCUGCUCCAGAGCCAUCCGCUCCUUCACUACCCCCUGCUGCUUCGACAAACGAUCCUGCCUCCAUAUUGGAAGCCCUUGCAGCCUUUGCCCAAAAGGCCCCCGCUCCCUCUACAGCCUCCACAGCUUCUGGCACCCCAACUAUACAAGAUCCCGUCUCUCACUCUGGCCCGGUAGGCGGUGCACCUGCAAACAUUAGCCCUGUACCUCCGGCUGCUGCUUUGAACCCACUGCCCCCUCAAUCGGCUCCUUCAAUGCCUACUCCUAUGUACCAGCCGAUGGCUGGUGCUCCUCCCUCUAUGUUGGGCGGUGCGAUGGCACCAAACCCAGCUGCUCCCGUACCUGAUACUGAAACUCAAAAAAUUAACCUUAUUAAUGUUUUGGCUUCUCAAAACGUCCCAGCUCCUCAAAUCGAAACUAUCAUAAAAGCCGCUUUUCCUUCUUAUAGUGCACCUUUGCAAGGAGGUCCCCCAAGCGCAUUAUCUGCUACUGCCCCUACGUCAGGACUUAUGGAUUCCUUGCAUAGGUCUCGUAGUCCUAGUCCUCGCAGUAAACAAGCUGGUCGUACGCCUAGUCCUUCACGAAUGUCUAUUCCCUCUGCUAUGCCGGCCAAUGGGAUGCCAAAGCCAACUCCGGAUGGCAUGCCUCGUAAAUUGGAGCGGGAUAUAACCAUUCCUCCUGACUCCAUUAAAGUAUAUAGUCGUACCCUUUUUCUGGGUGGUAUUACUCGCGCUGUACGUGAACCCGUUUUACGUUCGAUGUUUGAACGUUUUGGUGCAGUUCAAAGUCUCAUUUUGAAUCACAACUAUAGACAUGGUUUUCUUAAAAUGUUCCGUCGUGAGGCUGCCGAAAAGGCACAGGUCGCAAUGGAAAAUGUUCCUUUUGCUGAUACCACCAUUCGUACUAAAUGGGGUGUUGGUUUUGGCCCAAGAGAAUGCUCUGAUUUUACCUUUGGUGUCAGUGUAAUUCCUAUACGUUUAUUGACUGAUGCUGAUCGUACUUGGCUUGUAACAGCCGAAUACGGCGGUACUGGCGGUGUUCCCGUAACACCGGGUGUUGCUGUUGACGAACCCGACAUUGAAAUUGGGUUGGGCAUAAGUUCCAAAGCUAUAAGUAAACGUGGUAAAGAUAUGAAUGUUCGACGUGAUGAUAGAAUGCGAGGACGUAAGCCUUUCCGUGGAGGUUUACCCCACCAAGGAGAAAGACAUUUUGAUCCCUCUGGUGGUUGGCCCAAUGGUGGUGGUGCUAUGCCUGGAAACAUGUACAAUCCAGGCUAUUCUUCAUACUACGAUCCUAAUUAUUCGUCUGCAUCUGGUUAUGCAACACAGCCUCCUUGGCAACCACAAUAAUUACAAUGGCUUGCGGUUAAUUAAUUAAUUAAUGGAAAAAUAAAUGGGUUAAUUAUCGGUUAGUUGUUUAAGCGUGUUAUGAGCAUUAAGUAUUUGUUUUUUUUACGUUAUGAUUUACUCUACGUAUGUUCAGUUAGUAGCAAAUGCAGAGUAAAUUAUGUAUUUAUUUAGCCGUAUUAAUAUUAUGUACA